GAAUCCCUCUCGGAACGGAGAUCACGGCGACGAUAGCCGACCAACAACGAGCACUGAUCCAGAACCCAGAGCCUGAUUGCCAAGAGGUCCGUCCGUCCGUCCGUCCGCGCGCGCCAAGGCACGCACAGCGCAGCGUAUACUUGUCGUCGACCGCGAGCGCGCAUGGGGAACUGCCUCAGGCUGCGGCGCGCGGCGACGUGGGCGGACGGCGACGAGUGGGAGGAGGAGGCGGAGCCCUGCAGCAAGGCCAAGGCGGCGCCCGCAGCCGUCGAGGACAAGGUGGAGGUCAAGAUCCGGGUGACUCGGCGGCAGCUGCAGGAGCUGCUUGAGAAGGCCAGCCGGCGGCAGGUGGAGGAGGUGCUGGCGGAGCUGAUGACUUCCGGCACGGUGUACUACCCGCGCCAGCGCGAUGAGAUUCGGCGGCACUGGAGGCCCGCCCUCUACAGCAUACCGGAGGGCGUCGAGGAGUCGUGAUGGAUGAUGGCUCACGAGCUAGUUAUGUGAAUCUGUGUUAUGUGCAGUGUUGUUGCUCUAGGAAGAUGCAGGUUUUAGCGAUUCUUUCUGAGAUAGUAUUGUACAGGCUUACAGACUGAAAAUGCAACAAAAACCGAUGCUAGUUUGAAAA
Messenger RNA from Zea mays, 625 nucleotides. RefSeq lists its product as uncharacterized. The coding region runs from base 163 to 474 and encodes 103 amino acids. The record is from RefSeq and is marked validated. NCBI's taxonomy places the organism in Eukaryota, Viridiplantae, Streptophyta, Magnoliopsida, Poales, Poaceae. The transcript has a single exon.